AUGGACACCAUACAUCGAUUUGCGCUAAAACACCUCCAUCGAACGAUAAAAUCGGCACGACAACACCCACGACAAAGCCAAAAAUCAGAGCGACGGAAGCCCGACAAACGAAACAGAUCUUCUGUCAACUGCAGCCCUACCGACAGAGGAAGAGGAACCGCAAGAAAGCGUCACGAAACGCGUCUCUGUAUGAAAAACACGGAAGAAGGCACCAAGUAUUUCGUCCUUCCGGAAGCAGCUUUCGCUCAGAACACAGUGACGGAUAGUAGGGAACGACUGCACAUCCUGCUCGACACGAGAGCGGAUGGAUCGCCUACCACUCAAAGCCUAGCAGAUCGCCUAAACCUAACUCAAGAUACAGUUACGCUCAUGAUCAGCACUUUUGGAUCUCAGGCACCCAUUGAGAAACAAUGCGGGAACAAAAUUGUGGGUUCCUUCGGGCAACGCUCACUGCUUCUCGGUCGCAAACAACAAGUCAAUAAUCUCAAGCCGUUGAGGCAGGACAAACUUACGAAGGACGACAUUCAAUUCACAGCGGAUCACGGCAUUCAGUUGUCGAUUCCAGCUCAUGUGCAGCAGGCACAUUCCAGGUUCCCCUGGGAUGCAGCGACGUAUUUCCGCCACUCCAAAGAGAAAUCAACAGAUCUGGCAGCUUCCGCCGGGAAUCGAGCUGAUUCCUUCUCGCAUUGGCUACUUCGUUGCGGGACGCCAACGGGACGGAGUCGUGGAAACCAUGACGGUCGUGCAAGCCGAAGAAGACGAAGAAAAGAGAAAUGGGCGAGAGAAGUGGGAACGCUUUCUGGCCUCCGAAUCAGCAAGUUUACACGAUUUCUCGGGAUUUCAAGCCCAAGAACAAAAAUGAACAGACCGAGCGGCAUGGGAAGCAUUCGAAACAACGAUUACAUCGAACACAACGAAUACCACGUCAGGCUUCCAUGGACAGGAGAAGCAUUCAAACUACCGGACAACAAGACUCUGGCAUACAAGAGGCUGUGCUCAACAUUGUUGAGCACAAGUUCUUGGGCAGUAUGA
Messenger RNA from Haemonchus placei, 1032 nucleotides. Lineage: Eukaryota; Metazoa; Nematoda; Chromadorea; Rhabditida; Trichostrongylidae. The record is from the annotation of a GenBank genome assembly.